UGAGGAUCGUGCUGCUGGGCUCAGAGGCAGCUGUUAAAGCCUCCUGUGGGAACAUCAUAUUUGGUCGACAGGUGUUUUCAGAGUCGCCGCCUUCACCGCAUUUAUUCGAGAGGCAUGGUGGGAUGGUUUUAAAAAGACGUUUGGUGAUCAUCAACACUCCUGAUCUGUUUAGUCCUGCUGUCUCUCCUGAAGAACAGGACCUGAAGAGGUUUUUCCAUCUGUCCUGUCCUGAACCCCAUGCCCUCUUACUGGUCCUAAAAUCUGGCACAUUUACAAAGCAGGACAGAGAUACUCUUCAACUCAUUACCACUGUUUUUGGCACAGGAGCAUUUGAGUAUGUGAUCGUGGUCUUCAUGCUCGAGGAGCAGAUGGAGUAUUUGGGCAUUACAGACACUGACAGCAGAUCAGAGAAGCCUCUACUGCAGAUCUCCAAAUGUCCACACCAUAAUCUCCAGAGGAAUGGAGACCAGUCACAGGUGCAGAACCUUCUGGAGAUCAUUGAGGAGAUGGUGGAGGAAAACAAAGGCCAUGAGCUGAAGAUAGAGCCAAAACCUGGCCUGACCAAAACAGAGAUCAUCUGCCAAACAAUGCUCAAACAACAUAAGAGUAAACCUUUACAUUUUCAUUACUGCUUGCACUGGCCUGACUUUUUGCUUCUGCAAGCUUUGCUUUAUCAGCUGUCUCAGGAGUCCUAUGAGCCAACCAAGCCUGCCUUUGUCGGCACUGAGAAGAGCUUGGAGUGUGUGAGGAUCGUUCUGGUUGGUAAAACUGGAGUGGGAAAGAGUGCAACUGGGAACACCAUCCUGGGACGCAGAGCAUUUGAGUCUCGGGCCAGAAUGAUUUCUACUACCAAGAUGUGUCAGAGAGAAAGUGGAAUUGCCUGUGGUCGACCCGUGACUGUAGUGGACACACCAGGACUCUUCGACACCAGCCUCAGUAAUGAAGUGAUCCAGCAGGAGAUCAUGAGGUGCAUUGAGCUUUCGGCUCCUGGACCACAUGUGUUUUUGCUGCUCAUCUCUAUCGGCCCGUUCACACAAGAGGAGAGAGAAACCCUUAAGCUCAUCAAGAUGACCUUCGGACAGAAAGCAGAGAGCUACACCAUGGUGCUCUUCACCAAAGGAGACAAUCUGGAUGACAGUAUUGAAGACUACAUUAAAGAUGGAGAUUCACAUGUCCUACAGCUGAUCCAUGACUGUGGAGGAAGAUUUCAUGUGUUCAACAAUAAAGAGAAGGACCCUGGUCAGGUCGUAGGUCUGCUAAAGAAGAUCGAUAAGAUGAUGUGGGAUAAGAAAUCUAGUUUCUACAAUUAUAAAAUGUUUCAGGAGGCAGAGAGAGCACUGAGACUCAUGCAGAUCAACAGAGAGAAAGAGGAGGAGGUCAGACAGAAAAUGGAGGCCCUUAAAGCCAAAUAUGAGUCUGAAAUCAAACGAUACAAAGAGAAGCUGGAGGAGGAAAAGGGAAAGCUUAAGAUCAGAGAUCUUCUGGACAGGGAAACAGAAUAUGCACUGUUGAGAAAACUUAAAAUGAGGCAAACUGGAGAAACCGCAGCAACCUCAGGCACUGGACAAACACAAGAUCAAUGUGAACCUACAACACAUGCUGAGAGAAAGAAUGAUGAUCAGAUAGAAAAGCAGGAAAAACAGCAUUCAGGAACAACAGUUGUUGACAGAGAGAUGCAAGAAGCUGGAAGAGAAUCUGCUAAAGAGCUCAAAAAACACAAGAGAUGGAAUGGUCUUCAGUCAUUUAAAAGAGGCAAAAGGAAAAAGCUUGAAAAACUGUUAGAAGAAUGUACAAUAACAGAAGUUAUAAGUGGUGAAGAGAAUGUAGAAAAGAUCAAACAUACAGUGAAUCAUCAGCAGACCAGCGAGGAUUCACCUAAAAUCUCUAAAGAGGAGAAAAACGCAGAGCAAGAACGUCUGUCUCAGCAUUUUAAGCAGAUGAAAGAUUGCAGGCAGAAUUUGGACGAGGCCAUGAGAAAGUACAAGGAGACCGCUGACAUGUAUGCUGCAGAAGUCAAGAGAAUUGAAGUCAGAAAUGCUGCCAACAUUGACAACUUUGAGAAGAAUCAUGGAAAACGCUGCGUGCUUCAAUAA
This is a messenger RNA of Danio aesculapii, 2093 nucleotides long. Its product is annotated as GTPase IMAP family member 8-like. Bases 123 to 2093 code for a protein of 656 amino acids. Gene Ontology annotation, molecular function: GTP binding. Lineage: Eukaryota; Metazoa; Chordata; Actinopteri; Cypriniformes; Danionidae. The record is from RefSeq and is a predicted model, not a curated record. The transcript has 3 exons.